GUAAACUUCAGGUCGAUUGUAGUUUGAUAUGUGGCUAAGAGGGGAGUUGUCGGUUUCAGUAUUGUGAGAAGUGUACGUUUAAUAAACAUUGGUUCUUAUUAUGAACUUUCGGUGAAUCGUUGAGUUUAUCUGUCGUUAUAUUGUAAAUUGUCACGACUUCGGGAUUUCGGAGAAAUUAAUACUGGACGGAAAAAAUGUACUGUUCUAUGGAAAAGAGUCAAUCAGCUGGGGGCGGUGACAGUUCGAGUCAAACAAAAAACGUCAGAGAAGGUGUAACAAUGCGGGAGAAAAAAGGAGGUGCCCUUCAAAAACUAAAAAAAAGACUAUCACACAGCUUCGGCCGUUUGACUAUUUCACGCGAAGACGAUGAUGAAACCCAUCCCCACAGAAUAGGACAUAAACACUGUUCCAGCAAAGUACCGUACAAUGGAUACAAUUCUGACGAAUAUCUGGACAGGCUCGAACCAAAUGGGAAUAUUCCUGUCGAUAAAUCAAGCAUGAGAUACGAUUGGAGAAGUGGAGGAAAUGAUCAUGAACGGGUUAAAAGACAACUUUCUGUUUCUUCAGAUAGUAAAUUACUUGACGAAGAUAUCCGAGAGGAGACGAGGGUGAUACUUAGACCCAAGAAGCCUCCUAGGCCUAAAUCCGAAGUUUUCUUAAAUAAACAAGAAUUACACCCUAAAAGGAAAAGGUUCAGCGCAUUUGGGGGUGAUUCGCCUUUCGGCAAAUCUGAAGCGUAUAUAAAACUUGAACAACUUGGUGAGGGAUCAUAUGCCACGGUUUAUAAGGGUUAUAGCAAUUUGACUCAUCAAGUUGUGGCUUUGAAAGAAAUCCGACUGCAGGAAGAAGAGGGUGCACCGUUCACUGCAAUUCGCGAAGCAUCGUUAUUAAAAGAACUUAAGCAUUCAAACAUCGUGACUUUGCAUGACAUUGUACAUACCCGCGAAACAUUGACAUUUGUAUUCGAAUAUGUUAAUACCGAUUUAUCCCAAUAUAUGGAGAAGCAUGCUGGUGGUUUGGAUCAUCGCAAUGUUCGUUUAUUUUUAUUUCAACUUCUUCGUGGAUUAUCAUAUUGCCAUAAACGCAGAGUGCUACACCGUGAUGUAAAACCCCAAAAUUUAUUAAUUAGCGAACUAGGAGAACUCAAACUUGCAGAUUUUGGACUCGCUAGAGCUAAAAGUGUUCCAAGUCAUACAUAUUCACACGAAGUGGUUACCUUAUGGUACCGUCCUCCAGAUGUACUUUUAGGAAGCACGGAAUAUUCAACAUCCUUGGAUAUGUGGGGAGUAGGAUGCAUAUUUGUAGAAAUGGUAACAGGCAUGCCUACGUUUCCCGGCAUCAGAGACACAUACGACCAGCUGGAUAAAAUAUUCAAACUUCUCGGUACACCGACUGAGGAAACAUGGCCUAGUGUGACGCACCUUCCUGGAUACAGGCCACAUAAAUUGGGUUUUUACAGACCAAGGAAAUUAGGCCACAGUUUUCCGAAAUUGUACGAUAUAAUCGAAGGAGAAGCGAUUGCUACUGCGUUAUUACAAUUAAAUCCCGAAAACAGGAUAGGAGCGGAAGAAGCGAUUUUUCAUCCUUAUUUCGCACAACUGCCUAGAAAAUUAUACGAAUUGCCCGAUGAAUCAUCAAUAUUCAGCGUGGAGGGAGUAUAUUUGCAUCCAGAACCACUUCGUCAAAGCAAAUGAAAAUUAAAGUAUACCCGGUUAUCGGAUAACGUCCUACAGUUUUGCUAGUGAAUUAUCAAUAUCAAAAAACCUUGUUCGUGAACAGACUGUUUGUAAAUUGUAAUUAUGACAUGCAGAGAGUGUAGCCGUGAAAAAUCCUCUUUUUAAGGCGCAACUUUGUGCAAAAUAUCUAGCAAUAAUUUAGCCUUUCCAUACAUAGCUACUUCAUUGUAUGUAUUCUUUUAAAAUAAGUUUCCUACAUUAUAUAAAUAAAGAAGCUGACGAUCAUUUUAUUAAAAUGGAUGCUUCUAUCAAAAUAUGAGAAUUUUAUUAUAAUUUUACAAUUAAAUCGAUAUUCUAUAUCUUCAGUUGAUAGAUUUCUCAGAAGAAGGAAAACUAAUAUACCUGUUGUAAACACUUACUUAGUUUCAUACUGUUUAAAUAGGAACGUAGAUAUUUCUAAUGGUUAUUUAAUAAAAAGAGUUUUAAUAGUCAUCAACAUAGCAAAUGAAAGCCGGGGUAAAAUGAAUAUACCGUAAUUGCAUUUGCAAAUUUCUAGAAAAAGUGAUAUAUAUACCUGUGUUUAAUGCCACCAUCUCGUCAUUAACGGGAACAUUGAACAUAUUCAUAUGUACAUCGAAGCACUGAAAGCUUGAUUCCCAUUCUUAGUAAUGUUAAUUCUCUUUAGAAAUCCAUGUACUAAUACCGAUUCAAAAGGUUACCUGCAUUUUUUUCACCCAAGUAUAUAGAUAUUUUAAGAAAUUGUAUUAAAUCCAUGCAACCAUAUACAAAUUAUAACCGCAGGAUCUAAUAAACCCCAUGAUAUUAUU
Hermetia illucens (black soldier fly) is the source of this 2503-nucleotide messenger RNA. It is a transcript of the gene Eip63E, whose product is annotated as cyclin-dependent kinase 14. The coding region runs from base 195 to 1694 and encodes 499 amino acids. Gene Ontology annotation, molecular function: cyclin binding; cyclin-dependent protein serine/threonine kinase activity; ATP binding. Gene Ontology annotation, cellular component: cytosol; nucleus; cytoplasm. The transcript is spliced from 10 exons. Gene Ontology annotation, biological process: protein phosphorylation. The record is from RefSeq and is a predicted model, not a curated record. Lineage: Eukaryota; Metazoa; Arthropoda; Insecta; Diptera; Stratiomyidae.